UUUCUCUCCUCUCUUUAAUCUGAGAUAAAAACGAGCAGACAGACUCCUCCUCCCUUCUCUCUGCCUCUCGCUCUCUCUUUCUCUCUCUCCUCCUGUGUCCCUCUCCCGUGUUCUUCCUCUCUGGACUUCUCCUGUGUGUUGCUCUGAUGGAAAUGUGGAGGAUCUUUCUGUCUGUCUCUCUGGUGGUCCAGCACAGUUCAGCUGAAGAAGUAAUGCUGCUGGACAUUACGGAGUCCACCGCUGAACUAGGCUGGACAGCGUAUCCUGACACAGGGUGGGAUGAGGUGAGCGUGUUAGAUGACAAGGGGAGACUCAUGCGUACCUUUGAAGUCUGCAAUGUCAAUCAAAACCCUCGUCUCCAAGACAACUGGUUGGCCACGCCCUUCCUGUACCGGCAGUCAGCUCCACGGAUCUUUGUGACACUUCGUUUCUCGGUUCGAGACUGUGCCAGUCUACGCUCACCCUCCCCGACAUGCAGGGAGACCCUGACACUGUACUACAAACAGGCUGACUCUCAGAGAGAGCUGGAGAGAACCUGGGUAGCUGAGCCUUCCAAUGGAGAGACAAGAGAGGGCUGGGUGAAGAUCGACACCAUUGCAGCAGACAAGAGUUUCAGUCGCGUGGAGCCAAGUCUACCUCACCAGUACAAACCUGAGAACGCCCGACGCAUUAACAUCAAAACCCGCAGCUUUGCUCCUCUCACACGAAAAGGGUUUGUUUUAGCUAUAGUAGACAGCGGAGCAUGUGUGUCACUCAUGGGUGUUUCCGUAUUUUAUCGUCGCUGUCCAGCAACCAGUCGCUUCCUGGCUUUCUACCCAGCCACGCCCUCAGGGGCGGAGCCAACGUCUCUAGUUCCAGUGACUGGAACUUGUGUACCUCACAGCCAAUCACAGGGUGGGACAGCACCGAGAAUGCACUGUAACACAGAAGGUGAAUGGCUGGUGCCUGUUGGAGGAUGCACGUGUGAUGCAGGAUAUGAGCCCAAUCAUAAUGGCUCGGCCUGUUUAGCAUGCUCAGUCGGGUCCUAUAAACCUGUGGCCGGCUCAGUUUCGUGCACAGAGUGUCCAGCUAACAGCAGAACCAGUUCAGAAGGGUCUAAACUUUGUGAAUGUCGGAGUGGCUACUACCGCGCACCCACCGAUGCUAACACCACUGCCUGCACAAGCCCUCCAUCAGCGCCGGCGUCUCUGUCGUGGGAGUAUGAGAGUUCAGAGGGUGGGGUGUCACUGCGCUGGAGACCGCCUGUGAACAUGGGGGGACGGAGUGAAGUUUGGUACGGUGUGGUGUGUCGAAUCUGCCCCUCUGCUACUAGCACACCACCAAGCAUGUGUUCCUGGUGUGGAGAUACUGUCACUUUUUCCCCUUCUCAAACUGGCUUAAAGCAGACAAGGGUCACCCUCAAAAACCUGCUUACUAGAGUCACAUACCUCAUACAGGUUCAAGCAAUAAAUGAAGUGUCAGCGCUGAGCCCUUUUCCACCUCAGUUUGCCAGCAUCAACUUCACCACCAGCCAAUCAGUGCCUUCUGAGGUGCCCAUGCUGCACCAGUUGAACAGAGUUCACGACUCCAUCACACUGUCCUGGCCUCAGCCUGACCGGCCCAACGGGGACAUCCUAGAAUACCAGCUCCGGUACUACGACAAGGGGUCUGAUGAGGACAGUGCUAUGAGCGUGUUCAGUGAAACCAACACAGUGACAGUUGGAGGUCUGAUACCAGGCUCCAUCUACGCCUUCCAGAUCCGUGCCCGGAAUGAGAGAGGCUUCGGACCCUACAGCCACACCAUUUACUUCAGCACUCUAGCAAUGGAGGAACAGUCAAAGCAGAUCCAGAAUCGCCUGCCUCUCAUGAUUGGAUCGAUAAUGGGGGGAGCAGCGUUUCUAUUGGUGGUGACUGCGAUCAUCAUUGUGUUUGUGUUUCGAAGUAAAAGAAGAGAAAGCCCUUAUAGCGACAGACUUCAGAGAUACAUCAGUAACAGAGGUGGGGUGAAAUAUUACGUGGACCCCUCUACUUACGAAGACCCCAGUGAGGCGGUCAAAGAAUUUGCACGAGAAAUCGACCCUGCUCACCUAAAGAUCGAAGAAGUCAUUGGUGCUGCUCAAUUCGGGGAGGUGUCCCGUGGCCGGUACAGGCCACUAGGUCGUAGAGAGGGGCUGGUUGCGGUUAAGACUUUGCGCUGGGGAGUGACAGACCGUGAGAAGAAUGUGUUUCUCAGUGAGGCCGGAGUCCUUGGUCAGUUUGACCACCCUAAUGUACUGAAACUGGAAGGUGUGAUCACUCGCACCCCUCCUGAACGCAUCAUCACAGAGUUUAUGGAGAAUGGACCACUGGAUGCCUUUCUCAGAGAAAACGAGGAUCAGUUCAGCGUGUUGCAGCUGGUAGGCAUGGUGAGAGGUGUUGGAGCUGGAAUGCGUUAUCUGUCAGAGAGGAAUUUUGUCCAUCGUGACCUCGCGGCCCGGAACAUUCUGGUGAAUUCAAACCUGGUUUGUAAGGUGUCUGAUUUCGGCCUGUCCCGUUUAAUGAGGGGUCUGGACCACAACAUGCCCACCUACACUGCUUCACUGGGCAGUAAGAUCCCAGUGCGGUGGACAGCUCCUGAAGCUUUCCAGCAUCGUAAAUUCAGUUCAGCGAGUGACGUCUGGAGUUUUGGGAUACUCAUGUGGGAGGUCAUGUCAUAUGGUGAACGUCCAUACUGGGACAUGAGCAACCAAGAAGUGAUGAAGGCAGUGGUUGAUCAGUACCGUUUACCUGCUCCAAACGGCUGUCCUCCAGCUCUUCACUCUCUGAUGCUGCAGUGCUGGCAGGCCGACAGACAGGACCGUCCAGGCUUCGAUUCUCUCCUGUCGUCUCUUGACCGUCUCAUACGCCACCCUGCCUCCCUGAAGGCCGAACACAGCCGUCCCACUCAGCCACUCUUAAGCCCCACCCCUACUGACCUCUCAACAGUGACAACAGUCGGUGAUUGGCUGACAGCUCUAAAGAUGGACCGGUAUAAGGAUGCGUUUGAGAGAGCACAGUUCCACAGUCUGGAAAGAGUGAGCAUGCUCACAAUGGAGGAUGUUCAGGCUUUAGGAGUGAAUCUGCUCGGUCAUCAGCGGAAGAUCGUAAAUGCUGCUAAGCAGCUCAGGACACACCUCACUCAGGGACAUGUGGAGGUCUGAUGCUUCCCAAAUUGUGUUGACAGCAGUGCAUGCUGGGAGAUCUAGUCCACAGCCUGCUUCAGGCCACAAGAACACUGGAAUAGAGAUGAGCCUUGAGUGAAAAUAAACUUUUUAUUAUGAAUUAUUUGCCCAUCAGUCCCACCCUUUCUUGGUGAACUGUUGUCUUCCAUAUUCUUUCACUUACUCCCUCCUUCGGUGUUGCACUACCUCUCACUUUCUUAUCAGUUCAUUAUUUACUGGCAUUCAGUAUGAACUUGAGCCUUAAGAACACAAAAAGAAAGCUCCUUCACAAUCAGCUGCAAGGACAAUCAGAGACUUUAAACGGACGGUAUAGCUGACUGUUGUAUCUUUGUUGGCGUGGUCAAGGGCACUAGAUGUUUCAUUUUAACUAAACAAACAAAUGAUACACAUAUUGAUUAAUAAACUGAACCCCCAUACAAACACCACAAGUACACUUCUAAAAAUCAUGUAUAUAAGUAUUUUGUCUUGCUUUUCAGUAAAAAUAUAUACAAUUUGCUGAGAGCUUUUCAAGCUUUUUUUAAUAUAUAUUGUUUUCAGAAAAUGCACACUACUGAACAAAGUUUUGGGGUCAGUGAGAUUGAAAUGUUUUUGAAAGAAGACUCUUUUGCUCACCAAGAUCAGAAAUACAGUAAAACAGUAAUAUUGUAAAAUAUAAUCACAAUUCAGAAUAAAAGCUGAAUAUUCAGCAGGUCACACUGCAAAUGAGGCAUAUCUUACUUAGUAUUUUUGUCUUGUUUUUAGUCAAAAUAUCGAAAAAUUCUUGAAUCAAGAUGCAUUUACUAGAUGCAAAGUAAUUAGUUUUUUCUUUUUUUCCAGAGGGAAAAAUAAAUUACUGCAUUACUAGCAGUCCGUCCCUGGGUCAAACAAAACGCUUUCAAUAAACAUCAGCUGUUUAUCUCUAAAGCACAAUCAUCACCUAAUAAUUCACAUACUGUAAUUACCUAUAAGGAGAGCAAAUAUUUAGCUAAACUGUAUUAAUGUGCAUUUGCUCUAGAGAGAUAUAUAAAUGUAGUUUUGUGUGUCAUCAUGGAGCUGGAGUGUAGAGUCUGUGCUUCAGUCAAUGAUGAGCCACAAACACUAAUGCUCUGCUGCCCUAUUUUUUCAAUCUCUUUGCAGCGAUACGAGUUAAAGUAAUGUUUUUAGUUACUUUACUAUUAAACGUUAAUUGUUUGCAGUUUUAUACUAAGAAAUAUUCCUCAGUGGAAUCAAAUGAAAGAAGUUAACCAAAUGUUUGCAUACUAUCACAGCAGUGAAAAAUCUUAAUUGUAGUUAAUUCAGUGAAUUGAAUUUCACAAUAAAUGUUCUAAUUUACAGUAAAAUGUAUGUAUACCAUUACAAGUUCACAGUAGCUCUUGCAAUUUCACCCAUAUUUAUAAACAUUUAGUUUUACAGUGAUAGCUUCAGUUUUUACAGUAAAAUUGUGCUAAUUGAUUUACAGUACCUUUGUAAAUUUACAGGCUUACUGGCAACCAAAAUUGCCAGUAAGCUACUGUAAAUUGUACAGCAGUUUUUUUUUUUUACAGUGAUAGUCUCUCAGUAUCUCUUCUUUAGUUUCACUUUACAAUUUAAUAACUCAUACGCGCGCCUCAUGCCCAGAGUCUUAUUGACCCUAAAUUAUUUGGUAUUGGUGAAAGUAGUAUGAAAGUAAAAAUUUCCCAAGACAUGGCCAAUAAUAAUAAUUUAAAAAAAAGAAAUCAUAAUGUGCUUUUUGAGUAAAUGUAUUUUGUUUUAUGGAUGUUAUUUUUAGUGGAAAUAAAUAAAAUAAAGACAAAUAAUUAACAAAGCAAAAAAUAUUUUGCAUUGUAUGGUUUAUGAUGUAUAAAGUAUUGAUGAAUCAUGCAAUACUUACAGUAAGUUAUUCAGACACACUAAUGGUAAAGUUUUUGCAUUUUGCAAAUAUCAGUUGUACACUGCGGCCAUGGUAGUUCACUGCUUACCUGUGAACCAGUUUCUCACCACCAAGUCCUUUCUCAAAGCAGGAGUGUUCCUAUAAAGGACUAUUUCACCCCUGAAACAAUGUAGCAUAAAGUCACACUGUAAUAUACGAGCAUUGUGCAGUAGGUGUUAGCGUAAAUGUGAUUACAAUUGCUGGGUGAAGUGAAAGAGAGAGAUAUGUGCUCCUUGUGUAUAGUGUGUGUAUGUGUUUGUUUUGACAAAUGUACAGCACAAAGGAAACAGUUCGGUGCUGCUGAAAAAAAGUGUGAAUGGAUUUCUGUGUAAAAAAAUUUAAAAAGGGAGUGUAUGAUCAUGUGGAUGUAAAUUUGAAUCUCUUUGAUUGUACAGUUGUUCACUAAUGUUCCACUACUGUUAAAAUUUGUAAAAUAUAUAUGAUUUUGUUUAAA
Molecule: messenger RNA, 5521 nt
Organism: Carassius gibelio (silver crucian carp)
Lineage: Eukaryota; Metazoa; Chordata; Actinopteri; Cypriniformes; Cyprinidae
Gene: ephb6
Product: eph receptor B6
Exons: 19
Coding region: 147-3158 (1003 amino acids)
Biological process (GO): axon guidance; central nervous system projection neuron axonogenesis; protein phosphorylation
Cellular component (GO): neuron projection; plasma membrane
Molecular function (GO): ATP binding; protein binding; transmembrane-ephrin receptor activity
Source: RefSeq, a predicted model, not a curated record